AUGAGCAACAAUACGCUCAUCCAAGCCUGCCUCCUGGCUGCUUUAGGGUUCAAUUCGACCCGUGUGAAAUUUCCAGAAGCCGGGACCAUCGACGCUGAUCCGUACAACCUCGACCUCCCCAUUGUUCCAGCUGCAAUUACCGUCCCGAGAUCAACAGCACAGGUCGCCAAUGUUGUCAAAUGCGCAGCAAGUAAUGGCUACAAAGUGCAGUCCAGAAGCGGAGGUCAUAGCUACGGUAAUCACGGGCUCGGAGGCACGGACGGCGCCAUCGUGGUUGAUUUGAAAGAUCUCAAACAAUUCUCCAUGGAUGAAUCUACAUAUAUCGCUUCCAUAGGAUCAGGAAUGUUGCUGGACGAAGUCACUCACAAACUCUACGACAACGGCAAGAGAGCCAUGGCGCAUGGAGUCUGCCCCCAAGUGGGAGUCGGUGGCCAUUUCACCAUCGGAGGUCUCGGACCAACCGCGCGACAGUGGGGAAGCUCUUUGGAUCACGUCGAGGAGGUUGAGGUUGUAUUGGCAAAUUCCAGCAUCGUUCGGGCGUCAAAUACGCAGAACCAGGAUGUUCUCUUCGCGAUCAAAGGAGCCGCUGCUAGUUUUGGGAUCGUUACGGAAUUCAAGGUACGGACCGAGCCAGCACCUGAUGUCGCUGUGCAAUAUACCUACGAGCUGAUCCUGGGGAAUAUAACCGAGCGAGCCAGAAUUAUGGUAGAUUGGCAAGAUUUCAUCUCGGACCCCGAUCUUUCCCGGAAAUUCGCAUCAAUCAUGAUUGUUUUCGAACAUGGUAUGCUUCUCAGCGGUGACUUUUAUGGCUCUAAAAAAGAAUUCGACGACCUUGGUCUCGCAGACCGCUUUCCAAUUCGCAAGCCGGGGAAUGUUGCUAUCUUAACCGAUUGGCUAGGCAUGACAGGUCAUGCAGUAGAAGAGCUUGCCCUAGGCAUUGUUGGUGGAAUACCGCUUCACUUCUACGCCAAGUCAAUGGCAUUCACCCGAGACAGUCUCAUGUCUCCAUCAACAUUCGAAAAACUCUUUGACUAUCUCGACAACACCGACAAAGGCACACUCCUAUGGCUCAUUUACUUCGACUUACAAUCAGGAGCCACCAGUGACGUUCCAAACAAUUCCACUGCCUAUGCUCAUCGUGAUACGCUAUAUUGGCUACAAUCUUAUGUCGUCAACUUGGUGGGCCCUGUCUCUAAUACGACUACUGCAUUCCUGGAGGGAAUUAACAAUCUCAUUGCGCAAGAUGUACCCAGUGCCAAUACGCGUGCGUAUCCGGGAUAUGUGGAUCCGCUAAUGCCGAAUCCUCAAUGGCGUUAUUGGGGGUCUAAUUUGCCCAAAUUGGAGAAGAUUAAGGCGGCUAUUGAUCCGAAUGAUGUUUUUCAUAAUCCCCAGAGUGUGAAACCGAGAAAGCAGGCUCCAUAA
Molecule: messenger RNA, 1422 nt
Organism: Aspergillus ruber CBS 135680
Lineage: Eukaryota; Fungi; Ascomycota; Eurotiomycetes; Eurotiales; Aspergillaceae
Product: FAD-dependent oxidoreductase
Exons: 2
Coding region: 1-1422 (473 amino acids)
Molecular function (GO): FAD binding; oxidoreductase activity
Source: RefSeq, a predicted model, not a curated record